Messenger RNA from Monopterus albus (swamp eel), 3286 nucleotides. RefSeq names its product teleost multiple tissue opsin a (gene tmtopsa). Bases 143 to 1363 code for a protein of 406 amino acids. Gene Ontology annotation, biological process: visual perception; G protein-coupled receptor signaling pathway. Gene Ontology annotation, cellular component: membrane. Lineage: Eukaryota; Metazoa; Chordata; Actinopteri; Synbranchiformes; Synbranchidae. The transcript has 5 exons. The record is from RefSeq and is a predicted model, not a curated record. Gene Ontology annotation, molecular function: G protein-coupled receptor activity.
CCAGACCUCAGUAGUGGAGAGCGGGCAACACAGUUUAGGUCCGGGCAGAGAAGGAAAAUAAAAAGCAAAAAAGAAAAGCAAUGCCAAAGACACAUUAGCCGCCGUUCAGCGCACCGUGACCGCCCAGCGUGACAUCGCUGUGAUGAUCUUGCCUAACGUCAGCGUGAACGGCUGCGCUGGGGUCAACAGCGCUGUGUGUGCCGGAGCCGGGGAAGGGCACCUGGGUGGCGGCUCAGACCGGAUCAACCUCACCCCGACAGGACACCUUGUUGUGGCUGUGUGCCUGGGUUUCAUCGGCACUUUUGGACUUGUGAAUAACCUGCUGGUGCUCGUGCUCUUCUGUCGCUAUAAGAUUUUGCGGUCACCCAUCAACUUGCUCCUGAUCAACAUUUCCAUCAGCGAUCUGCUGGUGUGCGUACUGGGGACUCCGUUCAGCUUCGCGGCCAGCACGCAGGGAAGGUGGCUCAUAGGAGAGAAGGGAUGCGUGUGGUACGGCUUCGCCAACUCCCUCUUUGGCAUCGUGUCCCUCAUCACCCUUGCUGUCCUCUCAUAUGAGCGCUACAGCACCAUGAUGGCCCCCACUGAGGCAGACUCCUCCAACUACCGGAAAAUAUCCCUGGGCAUCAGUGUAUCUUGGGUCUACUCCCUCGUCUGGACCCUGCCACCACUCUUGGGCUGGAGCCACUACGGCCCUGAAGGUCCCGGGACCACAUGCUCUGUCGACUGGACAUCGAAGACAGCGAAUAACAUCUCUUACAUCAUCUGCCUGUUUGUCUUCUGCCUUGCUGUGCCAUUCUUGGUGAUUGUGUUCUGCUAUGGGAAGCUGCUGUGCGCCAUCAGACAGAUGAGCGGGAUCAGUGCUUCGAAGAGCAGGAAAUGUGAACAGCGCGUGUUAUUCAUGGUGGUAAUUAUGGUGAUCUGCUACCUCUUGUGCUGGCUGCCAUACGGGAUCAUGGCCCUGCUGGCCACCUUUGGGCCGCCAGGCCUAGUUACACCUGAGGCGAGCAUCAUCCCCUCAGUCUUGGCCAAGACGAGCACAGUUAUCAACCCAGUGAUUUAUGUCUUCAUGAAUAAGCAGUUUUACAGAUGUUUCCAUACCCUGCUGCAUUGUGAGGCUCCUCGACAAGGCUCCACUUUAAAGAGCUCCUCCAAGGUACCCACCAAAGCACUGAGAGGUGUAGCAGUCACUGCUCCCCGCUGUUCCAAGGACUUCCUAUUUAUGGUAGCCUCUCUUGGACGACCAGAUGCCGCACUGCCCCAACUGGGCCCCUCUGUUGAACCCACCAUUAAUAUCACCAAAGCCCCUUCUUCAGACAUCAACAAGCCAGUCGUAGUAUCACUAGUGGCCCACUUUAAUGGCUGACAAAUGGCUACAAUCAUGAAAUUCCCAGCUUAAAAAAACCCCAUUAAUAAUAAAAAGACGUGGUUUACUUGGGCUUGGAGACCAAGUGAAUUUACUGUAACAUGACUGUUGCAUCAGCUCUGCCCUGGAUAGUAGAGUGGAUGGACCAAUUACAAAUAGAAAUCAUGAAUAGCCUCGGGACAAUAUGAGCAGAAAUCAGAGGCAGUAAACUUGCAGAAGAUGGGAGUCUGUUUUUCUGCAGAGAAAACGUAUACACCUGUCCUGCUAAGAAUGAGCAUUUGAAGAAUGUCACACUUUUUGGAGAAAGCACUGUCAUACUGUGAUAAUAAAAGAGAAACUGUAAGCAACAUUUAUUUUGUGCAGCAUCUAGUGUUUGGAAAGGUGCUUGGUGUGCAAGAAGAGGGAUAAGAUAUAUUUUUGUAUGUAUAGUUUACUGACGGUGCUUACUGUGGGGCUGAAGAACAAGCUAUUACAACAGGAAUUUUAGUCUUUUCUAGAGUACCGAAAGUUGAAAAAAGACAAGAGCAUAGGCAGAAUAAUGACAGUGUACCGGUAUUUUUUAUUCUGGGCCAAUAAUCUAAUAUCAUUCAUCACUCGUCUUUGAAAUGUAGUUGUUGUUUAAUUAACUGCCUUGAUAAGUUUGUUGUACAUGCCAGGGGUAUUUAAGUGUUUUAUUUAUUUUAGGGUUGUUGUUUUUUUUUGCUGUUAGUUUUUUCCCUAAGAAAGGGGGUGCAUUAAAUAAGAAUUUACACACUGUCUGAUAAAGGGGAUUGGUCAUGAUGUCUCUCUGCUAUACCGACCCCCUGCAUGACAGUCUGCUACCUACGGUGCCUCUGUUGUUAUUUCAGCUUCUCUGCAACAUGUUGUCAAAAUAUGGUCUGUAUGGUCUGUUUUUCAAACUGCAAGCAGUCAUUUCAAAAAGCCAGCAAUGGAGGACCUCUCAGCAGCUAAAAGUAAAAAACAGGGUUUGGUUUUUAAGAUGGAGAAGGUUAAGAAGGGUUCAAAUUUGAUACAGAUGUAGUGUUCUUCCUUCUGGGUGCAUUACCAUCUAAAGCUAUUGUGUUUGGUCAUGAUUUUACCUUUGUAUUGCACUGUUACGGUGUAACAUGCAAAUUAACAUGCAAAUCAGAUUUAAAUUUCAGUGAAUACCAUUGAUAAGGUAUAGGGAAAAACUCCUAAAAAUCAAUACCUCUGUUAACCAAGUUUGCAAGAAAUGUACAUAUAGCUGUGUCACUGAACUCCUCAGCUGUACUGGAUGUAGUCUAACCCAAAGUAGAGGUGGUAACAGUAUUUAAAAUGGACGGAGGUCUUAGGCUAGGCACAGGUGAUCUGUGAACAUCCUUGAAACUAGCAGCACAUUUCAGCACCUUGUCCAAGGCCACACAGUCAGUAAGAUGUGGAAAGGUAACCUCAACUCAUAAUUUACACACUACUCAAACUAUUUGGUAGCACAAAAUUCACUGUUUAAACGUCUUGGAGUAAGUCGCAUCAUCUCGAAAAGUGUAGCUUAUUAACAACCAAAGUCAAAUUCUUUUACAAAGUUUAAGGGCAACAAAAUCUGUAAGACGGGCAAGUUUGUUCUGUAUAUAUCGUUUGCCAUGCGCUUGUUGGCAUCUUGUUAAGUUUUUUAUAACCAAUUUGUCACUUUUUCCUUCUUGCAACACAAAAAUAACUGAAGUUUCUGAAAGCAGUGCUUCAGUGCUCUAUUGUCAAUGAAACUAAGCUAUGAGUGGUGUGGUGCUUUUGGCUACUACAUACAAUCACAGUGUGUGCAAUUUUUUUUUUUUGUAAUUCACUUUUAACACACAAACUGUUUUCUAUGUGCUGUCAAGCUCUUGUGUAAGUUAAUGUACAUGAGCUGAUAGCAAAGAUUAAGAAAUGUUCAUAUUUUUUGAUGGGUGCUGCUCAAUAAAGAGUGAUAAA